Messenger RNA from Cryptococcus wingfieldii CBS 7118, 837 nucleotides. RefSeq lists its product as hypothetical. The record is from RefSeq and is a predicted model, not a curated record. The transcript has 4 exons. Bases 1 to 837 code for a protein of 278 amino acids. Gene Ontology annotation, cellular component: cytoplasm. Gene Ontology annotation, molecular function: phosphatase activity. NCBI's taxonomy places the organism in Eukaryota, Fungi, Basidiomycota, Tremellomycetes, Tremellales, Cryptococcaceae.
AUGACCCGUUCCGGACGAAGACUGAUCCUGCUGGAGCUAGAGCUUCAAGAAUGCCCUUCGGACGAAUGCAUCAAAGUCAUAUUCGCUACCAGCGAUGCUGACCACAAUGUUGACGCUCAACGGCAUCCGGUAGCAAGAAAGCUCCAUCUGUAUCUCCACCUUUCCCGUGGCUCUAUCGUACCCGGCUUCAAGGCUCGAGUUAACUGUCCCAUUGUCGACCCCCACCUGAGCUCUCUCGGCCGAGACCAAGCGACUGCGUUGCGCCAUGCUCUGCAGCGCGAAACCCCUCGAGGGAUGCCGCUGCCGGAGAGGUGGUUUGUGAGCCCUCUGAAGCGGGACCUGUGGAAUCGAGUGGGGAUGGCUAAUUUGAAUGCCGAAGAAAGAACGGCAAGCGGGAAAAGGGCAUGGCAUGAAGGCCAUCGUAUUAGAGGUGGGGUCUCCUUACGGAUACUUGGUCAUUGCUUGGCGGAAGCUGAUGUAGGCUGUUGGAACCUGCGAGAACGCCUCCAUGUCCACAAAUGUGACAAAGGCUCGUCCCGCUCCGCUCUGCAGCUCGACUUUCCGUCAUUCGAGUACACUCCAGGAACGGCCGAGGAAGACAAACUCUGGCAGCCACAGGAAAUGAGGGGGGGCGAAACAGAGGAUGAGCUUACAACUCGCAGUGGCGGGGGGAUGGACCAGGUGUUGGACGCGAGUGAGGGGGCUACUUACAACAGCAUCACUUCACAUCCUGGCGCUCUUUGGGGUGUCUACAAGGCUUUGGGCGUACCUCCGAGGAGCCUGGUGGUGGGCGAAAUGAAUGUCCUUGUCCUUCGAGUCAAAAAGGUGACCGAGUAG